Molecule: messenger RNA, 1806 nt
Organism: Ochlerotatus camptorhynchus
Lineage: Eukaryota; Metazoa; Arthropoda; Insecta; Diptera; Culicidae
Gene: JhI-21
Product: Juvenile hormone Inducible-21
Exons: 6
Coding region: 270-1805 (511 amino acids)
Biological process (GO): amino acid transmembrane transport
Cellular component (GO): membrane
Molecular function (GO): L-amino acid transmembrane transporter activity
Source: RefSeq, a predicted model, not a curated record
GCCGCCGUCGUCGUGAGUGAGUGAAUCAGAGUGCGUGCGUAAAUCGUGCGGAGAGCACGAGAAGCGAUAAAAGGAAACGGCACACUGAACAAACCGUUGGUGAACGACAAAAACGUGCCGGCGAAGUAAUUUAGCUAAUUGUGUGUGGGUAUAACGUCUACAAAUCGGAUUAUAAAAGUCGGCUACCGUAGCGUGAUUGUGUGCAAGGGGAGAAGGGGCUAUUACCACGAAUCCAAGGGAAAGCUUGUGGUGGACAGUGUGAACUAACGAUGGUUAACGAGGCGGAAAAUCAGCUGACUCAGAAGGAUGGUGAUGGAGGUGGAGGAGCAGGCGAGAAGGUCGUCCUGAAGCGCAAGAUUACGCUGAUCAAUGGAAUAACGAUUAUCGUUGGAACGAUCAUCGGGUCCGGCAUCUUCGUAUCACCUGCUGGAGUGUUCAUGUAUACCAAAUCCGUCGGUUCAUCCCUUGUCAUUUGGUGUCUCAGUGGUAUCCUGUCGACGCUGGGAGCCUUGUGCUACGCCGAACUUGGCACCUGUAUCACCCGAUCCGGCGGCGACUAUGCGUACCUACUUGUUGCAUUCGGACCACUUGUUGGCUUCCUCCGGCUCUGGAUGGCCCUUCUCAUCAUACGACCCACCACCCAGGCCAUCGUAGCGCUAACGUUUGCCCAGUAUGCCGUGAAACCGUUCUUCCCGGACUGUGAAGCCCCAGACAAUUCGGUGCGCCUCCUGGCGGCCGUAUGUCUGUGCUUCCUGACGGCGAUCAACUGCAUCUCGACCAAGUGGGCCAUGAAGAUCCAGAAUGUGUUUACGAUGGCCAAGCUGACGGCUCUGGUGUCCAUCAUUCUGGCCGGAGUUUGGUUCAUGGCAACGGAGAAAUCGGACAACUUCGAAAACGCCUGGGAAGGUGACUACGCAAUAUCCAGCCUGGCGUAUGCCUUUUACUCCGGACUGUUUGCCUUUGGCGGUUGGAACUAUCUGAACUUUGUCACCGAGGAGCUGGAGAAUCCCUACAAGAACCUUCCCCGUGCCAUCUGGAUUGCUAUGCCCAUGGUGACCGGUAUCUACGUGCUCGUCAACCUGGCCUACUUUGCCGUCGUUCCCCGAAACGACAUGCUUGCUUCGAUCGCGGUUGCAGUCAAUUUCGGUAAUCAGGUGUUUGGCCCGGUCGCUUGGUUGAUUCCGAUCUUCGUUGCCUUGAGCUGCUUCGGUGGAGUCAACGGUAUUCUGUUCACUUCGGCUCGGCUAUUUUCGACCGGCGCUCAAGAAGGCCACCUACCGGCUUGGUUUUCGUUGGUGCAUGUCAAUCGACAGACGCCCAUUCCGGCUUUGAUCUUUACGUGUAUAACGUCGAUUCUCAUGCUUAUGACUCCCAAUGUAGUUGCCUUGAUCAACUACUUCAGCCAGAUUUUGUGGCUCUCGGUUGCAGCCUGCAUAGCUGGCCUUCUGUGGCUACGUGUGACCAAACCCAAUAUGCCACGACCGAUUCGAGUAAACCUAGCUCUUCCAAUCACCUUCCUAACGUGCUGCCUGGUCCUGGUCCUGGUACCAUCCUUCUCGGAACCCAUGAAUCUCAUCAUCGGUGUCUGUAUCACCCUGUCCGGAGUUCCCGUGUACUACGUAUGUGUAGUAUGGAAUAAGAACAAAAAUAGCCGAUCGAGGAACGUCCUUAUGGAAUGGAUCGAACGUGGAUGUCAGAUUAUGUUCAACGCAGCAUUCGUCGAUUGUCACCACGAUCGGAAGAACGAUAGGGAGAUGUCGGAUAUGCAGACCAGCAUCGUCGACGAGAAGAAUGUCUCCAACUAAA